CUGAAGUCAUGAAGAAAUUUGCAAAUAAACAGGUUUCUUCUAAAACAAUCGGUAAUUCGUCAACAUCAAAACCCAAGGUCAACGAUGUAAAUGACAAAAAAACUAAAUCCAUCAUUAAAAGAAAAUCCAUCAAAUAUAACUGUAAAGCUCUGAAAAAGACUUCUUUAAGACGAUCAUUAAGAAAGUCAGCAACAAAGAUUUAUACAGUGGAAGAUGUACCUGAUGAUGAUCUUAACAUUUUACAUCAAUGGAAGGGAACAUCAAAUGCUAUGAAGACACUUCCAAAAGAUCUUUACAUAAAUACCUCUACAAUCCCCAACGCAGGCAGGGGUGUUUUUACAAAGAAAAAAGUUAAAAUUAAGACUCGUUUUGGACCAUACAGAGGAGAGGUACUUUCGCUUAAAGACGCAGAGGAUGGAAGAGAUACUUCGUAUAUGUGGGAGAUUGUACAAGGAGGAAAGGUUGUAUAUUGCAUUGAUGGUAAGGAUCUUGCUCAAGGUAAUUGGAUGAGGUUUGUGAAUUGUGCACGAUUUGAAGAAGAACAAAAUAUAAUUGCAUAUCAAUAUAAUGGAGAAAUUUACUACCGAGUUUAUAAAGAGAUUGAAGCCGAUAAAGAAUUGCUUGUUUGGUAUGGAGAUGAGUAUGCUGAACAGUUGGGAAUAUCGUUGUUUGAUGAGGAAGAUAAUGACAAGCAUCAGUUUGAAGUUGGAGGUCACAGCUGUAGACACUGUGGAAGGAUGUAUACAUAUCCCGAUUAUUUAGAGAAACAUUUAAAACGAUGUCCAAUGCUUGUUUGUACGAAUCCUUGGGAAUGUCCACGUUGUGGUCGAAAGUACAGUAGUGAAGACUAUCUAAAUGUUCACAUGAAAAAUGAAUGCGGAAAAAAUCCACGACUAAAACGACAUGUGAGGGUUCAAACAGGAGAGAAACCUUAUAAAUGUGAACAUUGUGGUAAAACAUUUACUAUGCUUGGUAACUUAAAAAAACACGUAAGGAUACAUACGGGAGAGAACCCUUACAAAUGUGAACAUUGUGGUAAAACAUUUUCACAGAAUUGUGAUUUGAAUAAACACCUUAGGAUACAUACAGGAGAGAAACCUUAUCAAUGUGAACAUUGUGGUAAAACAUUUACAGAGCAUAGUAGCUUUAAACACCUUAGGAUACAUACAGGAGAGAAACCUUAUCAAUGUAAACAUUGUGGUAAAAGAUUUGCAGUGCUUGGUAACUUAAAAAGUCACGUAAGGAUACAUACAGGAGAGAAACCUUAUCAAUGUCAACAUUGUGGUAAAGUAUUUACAGAGCAUAGUAGCUUUAAACGUCACUUUAGGAUACAUACAGGAGAGAAACCUUAUCAAUGUAAACAUUGUGGUAAAAGAUUUGCAGUGCUUGGUAACUUAAAAAGUCACGUAAGGAUACAUACAGGAGAGAAACCUUAUAAAUGUCAACAUUGUGGUAAAACAUUUUCACUGAAUUGUGAUUUGAAUAAACACCUUAGGAUACAUACAGGAGAGAAACCUUAUCAAUGUGAACAUUGUGGUAAAACAUUUACAGAGCAUAGUAGCUUUAAACGUCACUUUAGGAUACAUACAGGAGAGAAACCUUAUCAAUGUAAACAUUGUGGUAAAAGAUUUGCAGUGCUUGGUAACUUAAAAAGUCACGUAAGGAUACAUACAGGAGAGAAACCUUAUAAAUGUCAACAUUGUGGUAAAACAUUUUCACAGAAUUGUGAUUUGAAUAAACACCUUAGGAUACAUACAGGAGAGAAACCUCAUCUAUGUCAACAUUGUGGUAAAACAUUUACUGUGCUUGGUAACUUAAAAAAACACGUAAGGAUACAUACGGGAGAGAAACCUUAUCAAUGUGAACAUUGUGGUAAAGGAUUUAAUAACAAGGGUAACUUGAAAACACACAUUAGGAUACAUACUGGGGAGAAACCUUAUCAAUGUGAACACUGUGGUAAAAGUUUUGCUACGCGUGGUAGCUUGAUUCGACACGUAAAGAUUCAUGCUGGUAAGAAAACUUUAUAAUGUUGAUAGACAUUUACAAGGAUUGAUUGACAGUAACGUUUACAAGAAGAGGAGGAGUGGGGCUAAGCCCUCACAUUCAAUCAAAGGAGCGCCAUUGUGAAAAAUGAAGUCCGUGUAGAAAUUAUGAUGGAGGUGAUGACCAGUGGAUUGUCUAUGUUACGAACGAAUUAUACUAAAUCGCACCCAGAAACACAGGAAAUGGUUUGUUGUUUCUCUAAUAAAUUUUUGUAAAUAAAAUGAACGAUUUGAACCCGUUAAUAUAAAUGUAUGUUUGUAAAUAUUUAUCGUCCAGGUUGGUGCAUCGCCAAGAAGAAUUGAAGGUGUUGUUGCUUGGGCUACCGAAGUGACGAGUUUAAAAUUCGAUUUUUUUCUAAAUCACGCGUGAGUGUCACAAAUGAAUGUUUAAUGAAUGACGAUUUACUUACAUAAUAGAUUACCACAUAUGAUGUGACAUUGCAUCACCGUUAAGUUAGUUGUUGCAUCUGGUAACUAUUAUAUAUAACAUUGUUCUUGAGUA
Xenia sp. Carnegie-2017 is the source of this 2544-nucleotide messenger RNA. Its product is annotated as zinc finger protein 883-like. The record is from RefSeq and is a predicted model, not a curated record. Gene Ontology annotation, molecular function: protein binding; DNA-binding transcription repressor activity, RNA polymerase II-specific; histone methyltransferase activity. Gene Ontology annotation, biological process: cellular developmental process; regulation of DNA-templated transcription. NCBI's taxonomy places the organism in Eukaryota, Metazoa, Cnidaria, Anthozoa, Malacalcyonacea, Xeniidae.